Messenger RNA from Penicillium angulare, 480 nucleotides. RefSeq names its product H(+)-transporting V0 sector ATPase subunit c. The transcript has 6 exons. The record is from RefSeq and is a predicted model, not a curated record. NCBI's taxonomy places the organism in Eukaryota, Fungi, Ascomycota, Eurotiomycetes, Eurotiales, Aspergillaceae. Gene Ontology annotation, biological process: proton transmembrane transport. Gene Ontology annotation, molecular function: proton-transporting ATPase activity, rotational mechanism. Gene Ontology annotation, cellular component: proton-transporting V-type ATPase, V0 domain. Bases 1 to 480 code for a protein of 159 amino acids.
AUGGCCACAGAGCUCUGCCCCGUGUAUGCGCCGUUCUUCGGUGCGUUGGGCUGCACGUCCGCCAUCGUUUUCACCUGCUUCGGUGCCGCCUACGGUACCGCUAAGGCCGGUGUCGGUGUUUGCUCCAUGGCUGUCCUCCGCCCCGACCUGAUCGUUAAGAACAUUGUCCCCAUUGUCAUGGCUGGUAUUAUUGGUAUCUACGGUCUGGUAGUGUCGGUUCUGGUCGCCAACGACCUUACUCAGAAGCUCCCGCUUUACACUGGAUUCAUCCAGCUGGGUGCUGGUCUUUCAGUCGGUCUGGCUGGUCUGGCUGCUGGCUUUGCUAUUGGUAUCGUCGGUGAUGCUGGUGUUCGUGGAACUGCCCAACAACCUCGUCUCUACGUCGGAAUGAUUUUGAUUCUCAUUUUCGCUGAAGUCUUGGGUCUUUACGGGCUGAUUGUUGCUCUUCUCAUGAACUCCCGCUCCAAAGCUGUCUGCUAA